AUGGAGCUCCAUCUCUCCGCACCCCUUCGUCGUCUCGGGUCAACAUUGGAGUGGGACGGACUGCUGGCCGCUGGAGACCUUGGAAGCUGCGAAGUGUACCCGCAGAAGGUGCAGCACAACAGCAACGGACGUUAUGACGUAACUUAUGCGGUGGUCUGCGGUGACUGUGAGUGUAUCACCUACACGGCGCAGCAGCUGCGCAACAUGGCUUUUGGAGCUGCUUUGGACUUUUGCUGGUCCUCCACGGGCACGGGAGAUUACGUGGUGCAUGAGAGUAUUUCCAAGUUAACACUUUUUCGCAACUUUAAAGAAGUCAAGAGUGAGAAGCCUCGCGUGUUGUCAGCUGAGGGUUUGUUUGGAGGCACUGGCGCUAUUGGAGUCAAGGGCAACGACUCGAUCGCCAUGUUCGCCUGGGAGGAGCUGCGUCUGAUCCGGAAGAUUGACGUGGUAGUGAAGAACGUGUUUUGGUUUGAAAAAGGCAGCCACGUUGUACUCGCGUAUGAGUCGAGCUUUUUAGUACUGCGUUACAACAUGGAACUGGCGGCUCAAACCUUUGGUGCGGGCACGAACUCGCCCGAGGAAGGAGUUGACGGGGCUUUCGACCUGCUGCACGAGAUCUCUGACAAGGUGGGCACCGGCAAGUGGGUCGGCGACUGCUUCCUAUACGCGAACGCCGGAGGGACUCAGCUACUACGUGGGAGGUGA
This is a messenger RNA of Phytophthora nicotianae INRA-310, 705 nucleotides long. RefSeq lists its product as hypothetical. Gene Ontology annotation, cellular component: membrane coat. The transcript has 2 exons. Gene Ontology annotation, molecular function: structural molecule activity. Bases 1 to 705 code for a protein of 234 amino acids. NCBI's taxonomy places the organism in Eukaryota, Oomycota, Peronosporomycetes, Peronosporales, Peronosporaceae. Gene Ontology annotation, biological process: vesicle-mediated transport; intracellular protein transport. The record is from RefSeq and is a predicted model, not a curated record.